Molecule: messenger RNA, 1260 nt
Organism: Rangifer tarandus platyrhynchus (Svalbard reindeer)
Lineage: Eukaryota; Metazoa; Chordata; Mammalia; Artiodactyla; Cervidae
Source: the annotation of a GenBank genome assembly
AUGCCCCUCUCAGACUUUGUUCUGGCCCUGAAGGACAAUCCCUACUUUGGGGCUGGAUUUGGGCUGGUGGGUUUGGGCACUGCCCUGGCCCUGGCCCGGAAGGGUGCCCAACUGGGCUUGAUGGCAUUCCGGCGCCAUUACAUGAUCACACUGGAAGUCCCUGCUCGAGACCGGAGCUAUGCCUGGUUGCUUAGCUGGCUUACCCGCCACAGUACCCGAACUCAGCACCUCAGCGUCGAGACGUCGUACCUUCAGCACGAGAGUGGCCGCAUCUCCACUAAGUUUGAAUUUGUCCCCAGCCCUGGAAACCACUUUAUCUGGUAUCAGGGGAAAUGGAUCCGGGUGGAACGGAGCCGAGAGAUGCAGAUGAUAGACCUGCAAACGGGGACUCCUUGGGAAUCUGUCACCUUCACAGCUCUGGGCACUGACCGAAAAGUUUUCUUCAACAUCCUAGAGGAAGCUCGAGAACUAGCUCUGCAGCAGGAGGAAGGGAAGACAGUGAUGUACACUGCUGUGGGCUCUGAAUGGCGCCCCUUUGGCUAUCCACGCCGGCGGCGGCCUCUGAAUUCUGUGGUUCUUGAACAGGGUCUGACUGACCGAAUUGUCAGAGACAUCCGGGAAUUCAUUGAUAACCCCAAGUGGUACACUGACAGAGGCAUUCCCUACAGACGUGGCUACCUACUCUAUGGGCCCCCUGGUUGUGGAAAGAGCAGUUUUAUCACAGCCCUGGCUGGGGAACUGCAGCAUAGCAUCUGCCUGCUGAGUCUCACAGACUCCAGCCUCUCAGAUGACCGGCUCAACCACCUGCUGAGUGUGGCCCCACAGCAGAGCCUGGUGCUCUUGGAGGACGUGGACGCUGCCUUUCUCAGUCGAGACCUGGCCGCCGAGAACCCAAUAAAGUACCAAGGUCUAGGCCGGCUCACCUUCAGUGGGCUGCUCAACGCCCUGGACGGUGUGGCUUCCACCGAAGCACGCAUAGUAUUCAUGACCACCAACCAUGUCGACAGGCUUGACCCUGCCCUGAUACGCCCCGGGCGAGUAGACAUGAAGGAGUACGUGGGCCACUGCUCACGCUGGCAACUGACCCAGAUGUUCCAGAGGUUCUACCCCGGGCAAGCAACUUCCCUGGCUGAGACCUUUGCAGACCGUGUCCUUCAAGCUACAAUGCAGAUCAGUCCUGCCCAGGUGCAGGGCCACUUCAUGCUGUAUAAAAAUGACCCUGUAGGGGCCAUUCAGAAUGCAGAAUCUCUGAGAAGCUGA